CAGUAUUGCUCAAGGGUUCUUGCGGAUGCAGGGGGAAUAUUUUAAGCGACGGAACUAUAUCCGGAGUAAGGCUGUCCAAGACUGAUCUAUAGCGGAACUAUUGAUCCCUGUUGGACUUUUUUGCCGCCCCUUGGUCUAAAGCACCUGGCUGUGCAGUAGAAGAAUUCUCACCCACAGACGUCACUGCAGGGAAGCUUGCCCUCCUUUCUGGCAAAAGAGUGAGCAGGUACCGGUUAUAAGAGAUCUUCGUCAUUAGAGAAGGAUGGUUAUAAAUCUUUGUCUUCCUCAGUACAAACCGCAAGUUGUAUGUAACAAGAUCAGUGCUGAUGGCUAUGAAGUGGAAAACCUUGUCUCUGAAGACCUUGGCAAAAGGAAUCGUGGCUUCCGCUGUGAAUAUUUUGUUAAACCACCAGUACACAUCACAGUCACUUUUCCAUUUAACAUAGAUAUAUGUAGAAUUAAUAUAGAUGCCUCUUCUGGAGCACAGAAUCACUUUUCUGGAAUAGAAAUCUAUACAUCUACCUCCUCAAACAAAAUUUCUUUGAAUAGCCAGGAUUUGAGUAACAACACUGUGAUCGGGCAAAGCUUCGAUAAAGACAUUUUUGCACUAGUGGGAAGGGUUCAGCUAAAAAAUCAAAGCAAGGUUACAUUUAAUAACAGAGCUUUUAAGCCGAGGCAUCCGUUCCAUCAAACUGAAUACAUUAUGUCUUACACUGGAUCAUCAUGUCAAGAUCUAUGGAAUAAAGGAGCAUAUUCACUUAGUAAUGUUAGUCACCUGAAGAUCUGUAUUACACACAUAGCUGGGGGUGCUCUUUGCUGUAUUAAAAGAUUAGAAGUAUGGGGUCAACCUGCAAAGACUUGUCCAAAGGAAGUGGUGGAGAACUUGUACCAAAUUGCCUGUAUGACUCUCCCUCAUGGUUUUGGACAGCAACAUCCUAUGUCACCAAUGGAAAGCAACCAUAUGUCUUAUAGUCAUUCUGAUCAUGCACAACAGAGUCUGAAUGAACUUGCCAAUGCUCUCGGUGAGGUCACUGAAGAAUUUCUAGAUCCCAUAACCCUGGAAAUUAUGACUUUUCCUAUUCUGCUUCCAUCGGGUAAAGUCAUUGACCAAAGCACAUUAGAAAAAUGCAACCAAAGUGAAGCAUCUUGGGGCAGGCUACCAAGUGAUCCGUUUACUGGGGUUCCCUAUAGCCAGCAGUCCCAGCCUCUUCCACACCCUUCUCUGAAAGCCAGAAUAGACUAUUUUCUUUUACAGCACAGUAUUCCAGGUUCAAAUAUGCUAGGUAGGACUCAGACUGGGGCAUUAGUGACUCCUUCUGCAAUAGCACUGUCUUCCAUGAAGCGGAAAGUGGAAUGGAUAGAGGACACAGUUGAUAGCAAUAAUGCAGAGACCUAUUUAUCCACUGUAAGCGGUCUCCGCACCACUACCUCAGACUUUGGUAUUAAGAAGAUGAAAACUGACAAUGAAUGUAACAUGUCACAGAUGGAUUUCUCCACUAAUAUGUCAGAUGCAAUGUCUCAUGAACAAAGGCUAACACAAAGCUUGGAUCUCGCUCUGACAACAACUCUGGGCUCCAUGCCCUCAUAUACCACAAAGUUCAUGAAGGGUCAGGAAGUGCCAUUGGAGAGCAGCAGUAACUGCCCCUGGAAUGCAUCUGCCACCUCUGAGCACAAUAGAAUCAUCCCCAUUCAAGGAUGUGCUUCCUGUCUGAGGACAUUUUCUGCUUACUGCAAAACCGAGCCCAUAUAUCAACUUACAUGCGGUCACCUCAUGUGCCGUCCUUGCUUAGCUGAGAAACAAAAGCUGCUCUGCAUUGUGUGUGUGAAUUGUAAUCGACCAAUGGCUACUCGGGAUGUGAUUAGAGUCCACCUGUAGAUCCUACAGCAAUGAAAGUCUUCAGUUGGGAAUGCCAGUGCAAGUACGCCAAGCUUAUUCAGUACUUCAAGGAUGCCAAGCUUAAUGGCCUUUGCUGCUAAUUUCUACAAAAUAAUAUCUAUUUAUUUAGCGGGACACCGUGGGAGCUAACAGCUCCUAAUGCUGCUAUGCUCUGCUAUAGCUGUGCUAUGUGCAGCAAUCCAGAGGAACAGAAUACAUUUUCUUUUGCCAUGUGGGUCUCCCUUAUAAUGUGCUAUCUUAAUCCAGGGCAACCGAAGUAGAAUUAUGUACAUGUGUAACGUGUACCCAAAUGCUUUCCUUUCUUCAUAGCCUAUUUAACCAAGUGCGCUUCUCCCGUGCUUUUGUUGUGAUUCUAGUAAAUGGUAUUUCUUGCCACCGUAUGUGACUUACAAGUUGUCACUUAACUAUAUUCCUAUUAUGUUCUGCAAUUAAAUAAGUUGCAAAGCUACAGUUUUUAGGCAGUUCUGGUCCCAGAUGCAGCCUACAUGUCUUCCUAUAAAUUUGUCUGACUUCUGGUUACAGUCUAAAUAGCUGUUCACAGUCACAAAAUUAUGAUUAUAUUUAUUGUACCUAAAAAAAAAAUGGUGGCUUAUAAUCUGCUACUUUAGAAUAUGGGACCUCAUAUGUGAAAGAUCUGCUUUGCAUGAGUCUACCCAGAAUCCUUUGCUUAUUUUGUGCCACUGGUAAAAGAGCAACAGAUGUUCUAUAAGGUUCUAAAGAAAAUGCAUUACAUGUGUUUGUAAGUCAUCUUUAUUAACAGAUAAAUUCACCAUGGUUAUCUGAAUUUAGAAAAAAUAAAUAAAGUUACAUUUUUUCUUUUACCCAAACCUGAUACCAAAAUCCUCAAGAUAAAUGUGCCAACUCUCUAACUUACAUGCUAAGGAAGGAUUCAAUAUGAGAUGUAGUCAUUUCAGCAUUUAUAUCUACUUGAAAUAUAGUCAUGCGUGGGGGGAGCUAACAAUUUUUCUGUUUAAAAUAAGAUUCUAAAUAUCUGAUUGGAUAAUACAGCUUUCAAACUAAGCACUUUAAACACUUUUUGUCAGGCUGGUUGUUGCCUGCUACAUUUCUGGUAACAUAAACCACCUUAAAGGGGCAUUGGACUGUAAUUUGUUUCCCUUUGUUUGUUAGAAAUGACUCGUUAUAUUAACUGCAUAAUAUUUAAUAUAAUUGAUGUUGCUCCUUUUAGGUUCAUUAUUUCAGUUGAAUUAGAGGGUUUUCCUGAUUGAAACCACCAUCCAUAAUGAAAUUGUCAGUACCAAUGUUGUGACUUUGUGGAAGGAGAAGAUGAGCAUGUCUGCUGUUCCUGCAGGAUCAGCCCAUUUAAUUGGGCAUGUUCUUGACAGCAAGGAGUUGUGGUUUCAAUAAAAAAAAAUACACAUUUUACAGAAUAUUGUCAUUUUAAUAUUAAAAAAUACAAAUAGAAACUGGAUUAUAAGUAUAAACACACUUUAGCAAACAAAAUCAUUUUAGCCACAAUGAAUUCUGAAUAAGUCAUCCACGUGUUACAUAUUCUCUGCUAUAUUAUUAUGAAAUAUCUGUUAAUAAUUAAAUAGAGGCUGAACAGUAAUUGUAUCAAUAGAAGCUUUGUACCACUUAUGCUGGGUGUGUGGGCUUAUAUUUUUCUGUGGCCAUUACUAUGAAAUAUUCUUAUAACUGUUGACAAUGACUAUGAAAUCUUCAUAUUAAAUAGCUGACUGAUAAUCCCAUGUGGUUGAAGGGUACCCAUUUAUCAAGAGGUUUAAUUUCAAUUUUAAAAAAGGGUAAAUGCUUCUCGAAGCUGUAAUGUCACAUUUAUUAAGUCUUUCAUGUGAAUUUCUUUCACACGCUAACUUAAUUAACCACAACCCAUAACCAAUUUUUUUUUGUGAUGCAUUUUUACUCUGAUCUAUCUUCUAGAAUAUUGAUUGGUCUUCUAGAAUAUUGAUUGGUCUUCUAGAAUAUUGAUUGGUCUUCUAGAAUAUUGAUUGGUCUUCUAAUAUCACCUCAGUCCAGACGGAGUUGCAAUGUCUACGUGGCAAAAACAAAAUUGUAAACGUUGAUAGUUAUACUUUUGAAAAUUGUAUUAUGUCUGUGUAAAAUGGCCAAUUGCAGCUUACUGGUGUAAAUUCAUGCCUUAUUAAAGUUUGGGCUAAGAUCUGA
This is a messenger RNA of Bombina bombina (fire-bellied toad), 4036 nucleotides long. It is a transcript of the gene UBOX5, whose product is annotated as U-box domain containing 5. The record is from RefSeq and is a predicted model, not a curated record. Gene Ontology annotation, biological process: protein polyubiquitination. The transcript is spliced from 6 exons. Gene Ontology annotation, cellular component: nucleus. Gene Ontology annotation, molecular function: ubiquitin protein ligase binding; ubiquitin-ubiquitin ligase activity. NCBI's taxonomy places the organism in Eukaryota, Metazoa, Chordata, Amphibia, Anura, Bombinatoridae. Bases 263 to 1876 code for a protein of 537 amino acids.